Molecule: messenger RNA, 4103 nt
Organism: Chlorocebus sabaeus (green monkey)
Lineage: Eukaryota; Metazoa; Chordata; Mammalia; Primates; Cercopithecidae
Gene: LSMEM1
Product: leucine rich single-pass membrane protein 1
Source: RefSeq, a predicted model, not a curated record
CUGACCUUGUGAUUCGCCCGUCUCGGCCUCCCAAAGUGCUGGGAUUACAGGUGAGAGCCACCAGGCCUGGCCUAUUAGCUCUACUCUUAAAGUCAGUUUUUGUGGCUGUGAUUUUUUAGCUAGGUCUCUAUUUUGUAAACAUUAAUUAAGCCUCAGUAUGAAACUUAAGCAACAGCAGAUACAUUCCUGAAGGGGAAGCUAAGGCUCAAGGCUAUUAAGUCAGAGAUCCAAAAAUAACCAUGCUUCAGUUACCACACCUAAAAUAGAAGCUGUGUGUGGAACAAUGGUCCUGUAAUGUGGCACAUAAAACAUUUUUUCCUGGUCAAAUAUUACUGUUUCGUCAAAUAUUAGUAUAAAUAAAUGAUAAAAUAUAAAACACGUCUAAAAGAAUUGUUUUAAAAUCCGUGACUAGGCGUGAGUGAAUAUUUUGGGGCCUUGGAUUUAUCUGCAAAAGGAUAAGAUUCUAAGGCCCUUUUACUCUGUUUGUUGCUGCUUUUUAAUUUUUUAAAAUUGUCAUAUCAAGUCAUAGGAAUGCUCUAUGAAGUAUAUUUGGAAUUCAGUAAUAUCAAUAAAGUGCUACGGUAGUAUCUUAUCUGAAAACUCAGGGAAUUGUUUGUUUUUAUUAAUUAAAAUUUCAGGAUAAGUGAAACAUACUUUUUUAGCUUUAACUCUAAAAAAUACUUUAGUCCACGACUUUUUGAGCUCACUUUCUUAGCUAGGGUUCUGGUAGCAUAUUUUUCACAAGUACCAGUAGUUUUAGGUAUUACUGGGAAACUGCUGUUUUUGUUUGUUUGUUUGUUUGUUUGUUUAAUAUUUUAGACUAUAGUUUAAGUUGCUCAGUAAAUGUCUGAUACAUUUUCCCCCAUAUCUUCUUUAGGUGUAUACUUUUUUUUUUUUUCUGAAUUUGGUUUCUCCCAACUCUAUAUUUCUCUUCAUUCUGUAGUUGAGUUUUAAAAGAAAUUUUUGCAAUAACAGGAAGUACACAGUGUGUUGUCAAAUAUGCACAGGCACCAUAUUUUAUCGCAUUGACUUUAUAGAGUCCAGAUAGACAUUACAUGAGGAUUUUUAUCCUCAAUCUUAUUUCUGUUCAUGUACUUAUUAUUAACUGCCUCCAAUUCUUUUGAAAAUGGUGAGAUUUAAAUCCUAAAUAAACAUUUCAGGUGUUCCAUCUUAACAUAAGUCGCCAACUUCUAAACCUGGCACUGGGAAUUUGAAGAAUAGGAUUGGUCCCUACUCUAAGGAGUUUUCAGUCUAUCGGGGGAAAUCAAAGAUGUAAGCAAAUAAGUGCAAUAAAAUACUAUAGAUGUUCUGAUAGAAGAAUGUAAAGAAUCCAACAAAGGCAAAAGGAAAGACAGGUUUGUUCUGUCUUCUUAGGGGAAGUGAUGUUUGAGCUGAGUCUUGAGGCAGGAUUAGGAAGGGAUAUAGAAAAGAAAAGUAGCACAAAGCAAGACUCAGUGAACGCUGAACAAAAGGCCUGAUUCCAGCUCUGCUACCAGGCAAAUGUGUGAUCCUGGGCAUUUACCUCGCCGAGCUUCCAUUUCCUCAUUUGCGGAAAGGAUGGGGGCUAAAGCACAUCUAACACCAUUUCUAGAUCGAAAAGUCCUCUAUCAUGAUUAGACUCGAUAACCAUGAAAGGAAAAGCUUUUAUAGUAAUUGAAAUUUGUCUUCCUAGAGCCUUCUUUUCACAUAAUUAAAUGGCCACAAGUUCUCUGUUUUGCUAGAGAUACAUCUCCACAUAAACCUUUUAAACUCACCAGGCUUUUCAGUGUUGCUUGCAGUUGUGCUGUCAUUAGAGAAUAUUACUUUUAAUAUUUAAUAAACCUCAAGCUAUUUAUUACAUAAGUGACCUCAGUCUAAGGGAAACCCAGGUGGAAGAGAUCUUGGAGGUCCUGAAGUCUAGCAGGAUUUCUCUCUAUAGCAUCUAAGUUUGCUAAGAUUGUUGUCCUGGGGACUCACAGUCAGCAUCUUAUGGCUAAAGGAAAUGUGUGAAGGGAAGGACUUAUAUGCCAUAUGGAGGAAGGCUAUAAAAAUUGCAAUUUUCUAUUAAAGCCUCCUGCAAUUAGAAUGGUUCAUGGUAAUAUUCUCUUCCUUCAGAAUGUUUUAUGGCCACUGCUGACUAGCUUAAUUUUGUGUACCUAGUCUUCUUGCACAAAGGAUUUGAGGCAUCUCACCAGAAUAUGAACAAUGUAAUAAAAGAGAAAAAUUUAAAAAUCAGUUACAAAACAAAAAACAGAUCCAGGGAAAGUAUAGGCAGAGCUGAGAAAUCUGAGGAGGAGAAAAGAGCAUUUGCAGAGAAGCAGGGUGUACACGGAUGUACAAUUCUUAAAAUUGGGCCACACAUUUGACUGUGAGCUUCCUGGCAAGCAAAGCAAAAAGAACGAUUACAAAGUGGUCCACAGAAGGAAAUAUUUUUUUUCUGGAUAAGCCAAGUUCUCUAGACCCUUAGCUGAAAAUAGUAUUUGUGGGUGGUUCUUCAUAGGCCCGUAUGGCUUCCUGAUGGCUGUGCUUCUUGUGAAGUUGAGUUCACAAGCCCAACCUCUUGUUUUUAACGUCAGUGUUUUCUUCCAGGGACAAUGACUCAUUCUUCCCAGGACACUGGUUCUUGUGGCAUUCAGGAAGAUGGAAAGCUUUAUGUGGUGGAUUCCAUAAAUGACUUAAACAAAUUAAACCUCUGUCCAGCCGGAUCGCAGCAUCUGUUCCCUCUAGAGGACAAAAUCCCAGUCCUUGGCACAAACUCAGGAAAUGGAAGCCGGAGUCUGUUUUUUGUGGGGCUGCUAAUUGUGCUGAUUGUCAGCCUGGCACUGGUUUUUUUCGUGAUAUUUCUAAUAGUUCAAACUGGAAACAAGAUGGAUGAUGUGUCAAGAAGACUAACAGCUGAAGGAAUAGACAUAGAUGAUCUUAAGAGAAUAAACAAUAUGAUUGUAAAGCGACUCAACCAAUUGGACUCUGAACAAAACUAAAGAAAUUAUUUUCUGAGAGCAACUGCUAACACCUUGAGCUUCUUACUUUCCUGGGAGUGUACAGGGUUAGGAACUGAGAAACUGCACUUCUUCAGGCAACAGGUGAUCUGAUCAGGGAACCCACCCCUGGGGCCCACUUUCUGCAGCAAGAUGGGAUCAACCCCAAGGCAAGUGGGUAUGGGAAUAGCAACUAAAAAGGGGUGAAUUUGUCUCAGCCCCCUUUUAUGGUAGGACACUUCAUCUUUAAUGGGGUUAAGGGUGGGCGGCUAGCAGGGAGGAGAAUCAACAGAAGGCAAGAGAACUUGACUACGCACAUACAGGUUCUUACCGAAGGAGCUUUGCUACCAGAACAAAUUCACUGUGUCAGUGAAGUUCAUGACAUCUCAUGCACCUUUACAGAUGCCUGGGAAAGCCUGAGAAAUUCAUUGAGUUUUAUGUGUUGAAGGGAACCAGGUGAUUACUCUUUUCAAUAAGAUGGAUUCUGCUCAGGUGAUUAGAAUUUAACUCUAUUUCCCCAGGGACAGCAAUGGGUGGGCCCCAGAGCUAGUUGCUGUCUAGUGUUUGCUGGUGAAAACAUGAGCAGUAGUUAUGGCAUUGGACCUGGUUAUGUAGGGUUGGAGGUUCAAAGGGAAAGCCUAAUUAAUUCAACUAAUGUUUAUUAAGCUCCUACUCUGUGCAAAUCACUCUACUCUAGAGGAGCUUCCAUAAGAGUGCAGGGUAAAGAAAGGAGAUGGACAGUUAUAUGUAAUUAUAUAAGCUUCGUUUACUUUGUUUCUCAUGAAAAAUCCCCUUUGGUACCCUGCUGAUUGAUUUGGAAGAAAUCUGGUAGGUUUGUGGCCUUUGCUAAAUUACACUAGGAAAUUAUGUAGUUAGAAUAUUUGGAACCUGCAUUAGUUCCAGCAACGAAAGUAAGACACACAGCAUAUGACAUAAGAUACAGUGUGAAAUAAAUGAGUUUAAAAAGCAUAUGAGUCUUAGAAAAUCUUUUAUUUAAUAUAAAAAUAUUCUACCAGUCAUGAAGAAUGUAUUAUGAUUUUAUCAUUUUGGGUUGAUCAAAAACAUUUGGGUUUACUAGGAUAUUAAACAUUCACUUUAUAACACUAAAUAGUUAAUGAAAUAAACACAACACAUUUUGCUUAUCCA